Penicillium chermesinum is the source of this 1962-nucleotide messenger RNA. RefSeq lists its product as uncharacterized. The record is from RefSeq and is a predicted model, not a curated record. Lineage: Eukaryota; Fungi; Ascomycota; Eurotiomycetes; Eurotiales; Aspergillaceae. The transcript is spliced from 5 exons. The coding region runs from base 1 to 1962 and encodes 653 amino acids. Gene Ontology annotation, molecular function: long-chain fatty acid-CoA ligase activity; long-chain fatty acid transmembrane transporter activity.
AUGCCCCUCGCAACGGCUGCCAUCGCCGCUGCGGCGGUCAGUGUUCCCAGUCUGAUGUACCUGAAUGCAAAGCACCAGGUUGGGAAGGACCUUAACGCCCUCUUGACGGGCGUUGCUAUGCAGAGAGAUGUAAAUGCCCGCCGUAAGCUACCGCUCUCUCCCCUUCAUGGGCCAAAGCUCUGUUGCCCAUUCAGACCCGUCCAGCUCGGCUUACUUGAAGGAACCCCAGUCAAGAAGAAUCGAAUCUCGCCGUGGUUCCGUUUUCAAGAGACCGUCCGCAAGUAUUCCACCGCAGAGGCCAUCUGGACUCCACAGCGGAGCUACUCUUUUUCUGAGGUAUAUACGCGAUCCUGCCAAUAUGCCGCCUGGCUACUAGAUCUCGGAGUCACACCUGGCGAGCUGGUCGUGCUGUACAUGCAGAAUUCACCAGAUAUGCUCUGCGUUUGGCUUGCCUGUUGGUCCCUCGGCUCUGCCCCAGCUUUUAUCAACUACAAUCUCUCUGGCGAAGCUUUGGCACACACCGUCCAGGUCAGUAAGGCCCAGGUGAUCAUUUCGGAUGCAGAUAUCGCGCAUAAACUGGAUGCCGUGCAAGGAUCCCUGGGUGCAGAACAAAGGAUCGUGCCACUUGACGAGGCUGCGCAAGCCCAGGCCUUCCGGACAACCCCCGAUGCGCCAGAUGCUGCGUAUGCAGCGGCUGUCAAGAUGACGGACACCGCGCUCAUGCUCUACACCAGCGGUACCUCGGGCUAUCCCAAAGCCUGUCCUAUGGCAUAUAGUAUGGUGUGCACGGGUAUGGCUGGCCGCCUCAGCAGCGGGCUGUGCACUACCCCAGGCCCCAACGGAGAUCGAUGGUACAAUUGCAUGCCUUUGUAUCACGGAACGGGCGGUAUUACGAGCAUGAUUGCAAUCUGUGGUGGUAUCACACUCUGCUUGGCGAAGAAGUUCAGCGUUACGAAUUUUUGGAAGGAAAUCCGCCAGUCGCGUGCAACCCUCUUCGUUUACGUUGGCGAGACCGCACGCUACCUUCUUGGGGCGCCGCCUAGUCCUCUCGACAGAGCGCAUAAUGUCAAAGUCAUAUGGGGCAAUGGAAUGCGCCCGGAUGUAUGGACGGCCUUCCAGGAGCGUUUCGGCAUCGAGUGCAUCUGCGAGUUCUUCGGCGCGAGCGAGGGAGUGCUCGGCCUCCAGAACCAAGCACGCGGCCCGUUCCUUGCAACGGCCGUGGGGUACGAGGGCGGCUUGAUGCGGUUCCUUCUGCGCAAAAAGUACUUCACGGCUGCUCUUGACCCCGAAACUGGGGAGCCCUUUCGUGACCCGACCACCGGAUUGAUCGUUGAGGCACCGCUCAGCGUCGGUGGGGAGCUCAUGGUGCAGCUAGAAAAUGAGAGCCAGUUCAGUGGAUAUUACGGUAACCCCGAGGCCACGGAGAAGCGGCUGGCGCGCGAUGUGAGGCGCAAGGGUGAUGUCUUCUACCGCACGGGCGACGCCCUGCGCCGGGAUGAGGACGGCCGAUGGUUCUUUAUGGACCGCCUGGGGGAUACCUUCCGGUGGAAGAGUGAGAAUGUGAGUACAAGCGAGGUCUCGGCUGUUGUGGGUGCUUUACCGGGGAUCCCAGAGGCCGUGGUCUAUGGGGUCCUCGUGCCGCGCCACGAUGGGCGAGCUGGAUGUGCACGUCUGUAUGCCCCCAACGGGCCAUCCUCCUUAGAUUAUGCAUCUCUGCUUCAGUCCUUGCAAAAGAGCCUUCCCAAAUAUGCGGUUCCCUUGUUUCUCCGGGUUUCUAGCAAGCCCGCCGAGACAACCGGUAACAAUAAAUUCAUCAAAACUGCGCUUCAGAAAGAGGGAGUCAACCCAGAGUUGGUGGACAAGGCUGAUACGCUGAUGUGGGCGCCCCCUGGGGCUCAGAAGUACGUUGAGUUCACACAGGCGGAUUACGCUCGUCUGGAAGCUGGCCAGGCACGCCUGUGA